Messenger RNA from Nicotiana tabacum (common tobacco), 1801 nucleotides. RefSeq names its product trimethyltridecatetraene synthase-like. The record is from RefSeq and is a predicted model, not a curated record. Gene Ontology annotation, molecular function: oxidoreductase activity, acting on paired donors, with incorporation or reduction of molecular oxygen; iron ion binding; heme binding. NCBI's taxonomy places the organism in Eukaryota, Viridiplantae, Streptophyta, Magnoliopsida, Solanales, Solanaceae.
CAAAGCGUUGACCUUACUCGCCUACCCCUUCAGCCUGCAUAAAAAUACCAAGUCGAUAGACACAUCUCCACCACCAAGACAUGGAGAAUUCCUGGGUAGUUUUAGCAUUAGCAGGCCUUCUUACAUUAGUUCUUCUCUCAAAGUUUCUCCAUAGUCCUCGUCGUAAACAAAAUCUUCCACCAGGUCCAAAACCAUGGCCUAUUGCUGGCAAUAUACAUCUUCUUGGUUCCACCCCUCACAGAUCCCUUCACGAACUUGCAAAAAGAUACGGAGAUUUAAUGUUACUAAAGUUCGGUUUGCGCAAUGUCCUUAUUGCAUCCUCCCCAGAUAUGGCAAGAGAAUUCUUGAAAACAAAUGAUGCCAUUUGGGCUUCUCGCCCUGAGCUUGCUGCUGGUAAAUACACUGCUUAUAAUUAUUGCGACAUGACAUGGGCACGUUAUGGACCCUUUUGGAGACAAGCAAGGAGGAUCUAUCUCAACGAGAUUUUCAAUCCUAAACGUUUGGAUUCGUUUGAGUACAUUCGCAUAGAGGAAAGGCAUAAUUUGAUUUCACGCCUUUUUGCUCUCUCGGGGAAGCCAAUUCUUCUUAGAGACCAUUUAACUCGGUACACUCUUACAAGUAUAAGUAGAACAGUAUUGAGUGGGAAAUAUUUUAGCGAGUCACCUGGUCAACGUUCAAUGGUAACUUUGGAAAAAUUGCAGGAUAUGCUUGAUAAGUGGUUUUUGCUUAAUGGUGUGAUCAAUAUUGGGGACUGGAUACCUUGGCUUGCUUUCUUGGAUUUGCAGGGUUAUGUCAAGCAAAUGAAGGAGUUGCAUAGGAACUUCGACAAAUUUCAUAAUUUUGUGCUAGAUGAUCACAAGGCUAAUAGGGGAGAGAAGAAUUUUGUGCCAAGAGACAUGGUGGAUGUUUUGCUGCAGCAAGCUGAGGAUCCUAAUCUUGAGGUCAAACUCACCACUGAUUGUGUCAAGGGUCUAAUGCAGGACUUAUUGGCUGGCGGCACAGACACCUCAGCAACAACAGUUGAAUGGGCUUUUUAUGAACUUCUUAGACAACCAAAGAUUAUGAAGAAAGCACAACAAGAGCUAGACCUUGUCAUUUCACACGACAGAUGGGUUCAAGAAAAUGAUUACACUCAACUCCCUUACAUUGAGUCAAUCAUCAAGGAAACAUUAAGGCUUCACCCAGUAAGCACCAUGCUUCCGCCGCGCAUUGCCUUGGAGGAUUGUCACGUAGCAGGCUAUGACAUACCUAAAGGUACAAUUUUAAUGGUGAACACUUGGAGUAUUGGAAGAAAUUCACAGCAUUGGGAGUCACCAGAACAAUUCAUUCCGGAGAGGUUUGAAGGGAAGAAUAUAGAUGUCACAGGACACCAUUUUGCGCUCUUGCCGUUUGGUGCGGGCCGGAGAAAGUGCCCGGGAUACAGUCUUGGGAUUCGUAUAAUUAGGGCAACUUUAGCUAACUUGUUGCAUGGAUUCAGCUGGAGAUUGCCUGAUGGUAUGAGUCCAGAAGACAUUAGCAUGGAAGAGAUUUAUGGGCUAACUACACACCCCAAAGUCGCACUCGACGUGAUGACGGAGCCUCGACUUCCCAACCAUCUUUACAAAUAGUGGAUAAUUAAAGUCAUUAAACUCAUUUUGUUAUAUGCAUGUCUCAUAUUUGUAGCGGUCAAAAUGCUUGUUUUCUAUCAUGGGUGUUCAGUGCGACGUUGGGAAUUUCAAGUCAUUAACGUGUGAUAACAUUUUAAAUUUAUAAAUUGUGUAAUCGUGAUUUUGAAUGUCAAAACAAUACCAGAUUCCAGAAA